Messenger RNA from Lottia gigantea (owl limpet), 174 nucleotides. RefSeq lists its product as hypothetical. The transcript has a single exon. NCBI's taxonomy places the organism in Eukaryota, Metazoa, Mollusca, Gastropoda, Lottiidae. The record is from RefSeq and is a predicted model, not a curated record. Bases 1 to 174 code for a protein of 57 amino acids.
AUGAAUACCAAAUUACAUAGCCUGUAUACCAAAUUACAUAGCCUGUAUACCAGAUUACAUAGCCUGUAUACCAAAUUACAUAGCUAUGUAUACUAUUUGCAGAAUGUGAUAAGCUCCAGUGGUGGCACCAGCCUCCCAGGACUGGGGGUACAAGUAGGGGGCAGGGCAGACUGA